AUGGAAGAAGAACAAAGCAUCAAGUCCAGCACCAAGAAGAACUUUCCCGACACAAUCUUCCCCAUACCAGGGCCGCGACGUCCCAUCUUCUCCUUGACCUUUGCUGGUAAAAGAGAAAUCACCGUCUCAAGCCGCGAACUGGUAGAGGAAGUCUCCGAUGAGACCCGUUUCUGCAAGCUCGUCACGAGCGGUGUUGAGACUAUGCGAGCAGCCGCUGGCGAUGGUCUCUUCACUGCACAGCACAACAAUCACACCUGGGGUGUCGCUCACAGGAUUUUGAUGCCAGUCUUUGGUCCUUUGAAGAUCAGGAGUAUGUUUGAUGAAAUGAAUGAUCUCUCUGAACAGCUUUGCUUGAAGUGGGCUCGUCUUGGUCCUUCGGUGCCCAUCGAAGUCGCUGAUGAUUUCACUCGCCUGACUCUGGACACCAUCGCGCUGUGCUCUAUGGACUACCGGUUCAACAGUUUCUACCUGGACAAGAAGACACAUCCAUUUGUCGAGAGCAUGAUUGCCGUCCUUGGAGAAGCCGACCUGCAAGCUGUCCUCCCUGACUUUGUCAGUCUACUUCGACCACGGGCAAUGUCCAGAUUCAGGCAGAACAUUGAGCAGAUGCAAAGCACAUGCCGCGAGAUCAUCGCGCAGCGCCGUCAGUCACCCACCAAAGAUCAGAGCAAUGACUUGCUUAACGCCAUGCUCAAUGGUCGCGAUCCCGAGACCGGGGAUUCCUUGAGUGAAGAGGCCAUUGUUCACAACAUCAUUACCUUUCUGGUCGCAGGUCACGAGACUACGUCAGGUCUCCUGUCCUUCUCCAUCUACUAUCUUGUGGAGCACCCAGAGGAAAUGCGGAAGGCUCGUGAGGAAGUCGACCGAGUUAUUGGAGAUGGGCCCAUCAACGUCCAGCAUCUGCAACAGCUUCCUUUCCUCGAUUCAGUCUUCCGGGAGACAUUGAGAUUGAUGCCGACUGCGCCUGGGUAUUAUGUCACCCCAUUCAAGGAUGAGAUCAUCGGGGGACAGUAUCUCGUCAAGCCUGGCGAGGCCUUAUUUUGGGGUGCAGAUGCAGAAGAAUUCAAACCAGACAGGAUAAGGAACCUCGACAGUAUUCCAAAACAUGCCUGGAAGCCGUUUGGUAAUGGCAUGCGAGGUUGCAUUGGGAGAGCGUUCGCUUGGCAGGAGGCGCAACUAGUUAUCGCGAUGCUUUUGCGCAACUUCGACAUCAAGAAGGAUGAUCCUGGAUACAAGCUCAAGGUCAAGCAUCUUCUUACGAUCAAGCCAGCCGGGUUCAAGGUUCGAGUCGGCUUGAGAGACGACAAGAGGCCGACUGACUUCUUAAAAAGCCUAAGGGCUCGCUCGAGUGGUGUCGAAGAGCCCUCAAGACAGGCUAUGCAACACGUCUUGUCUCAAAAAGGCCCGAUGACAGUCUUGUACGGAUCUGAUACAGGCACCUGUGAAGCAAUGGCACAGCGUCUCGUCAUGGAAGCAUCCAGAAGAGGCUUUACCCCCAAGUCGAUGUCCAUGAACGAUGCUGCGGGAAGUCUACCUUCGGAUGGCCCAGUCAUCAUGAUCACCGCGUCUUACAACGGACUGCCAUCGCGGGAUGCGACUAAGUUUGUUUCUUGUACCCAGAGUCUUCAAGCUGGCGACUUGAAAGGCGUCCGGUUCGCCGUCUUUGGUUGUGGUCACAGAGACUGGCCUGCUACACUUUUCAAAGUGCCAAUGGCGCUGGAUGCAAUGUUGGAUGCGGCUGGAGCUCAGAGACUGGCCACUCUGGGCACCGCAGAUACUGCGACCUGUGAUGUCUUCUCUGAGCUCGAAAGCUGGCUCGAUAACCACCUUUGGCCAGCACUGCUAGACAAUCAUGGGCGCAUUGUGGAUCGGGAAAGCCCCGAUGUCGAUAUUGAGGUCAAACUUGGAAAUGGAUUCCAACCCACAGUACGCAGAGGCUUCAUACCAGCAUUUGUCGAAGAAUCUCGCAUGUUGUCAGCGAAAGGUGUCCCUCAAAAGCGACAUCUUGAACUCAGACUGCCAGAAGGGGUCAUCUACCAAGCCGGCGGUCAUCUUCAGGUUUUGCCCCAGAAUGACCCACAGCUUGUUCAGAAAGUUCUGUCCAGGUUCAAAAUUACCGGAGACACUCUACUGACGAUCACAUCUCGAUCGGGCCGUUCAUCCAGCCUGCCUCUCAACAAGCCCAUCACAGCCUGGGAUCUCUUUGCCAGCCACCUCGAACUCACACGCACAGCAACGCCAAGAAGCAUCGAAAUCUUGGCAGAGGUAGCUGAGAAAGAGGAGACUCGCGCUACAUUGCGGACCCUGUCGAGUAAGACUUCCGACAUCCGCGACAAGUGUCUUACCAUCGUCGACCUACUCAUGACCUUUCCCGACAUCAAGCUUUCACUCACGUUGUUUCUCUCCAUGUUGCCGCAGAUGCGCCCUAGAACCUACUCUUUCUCGUCUGCGCCUUCCUGGAAGUCUGGCUUUGCGACGCUGACUUACACCGUUGAGGAGAAGGGCGUUGCAUCAAACUAUCUUGCAUCUUUGAGUCAAGGGGAUGCUGUGCAAAUCACUUUGCUGCCUCCGACAGUCAACUUCUGUCUCCCCGAACUUCGAUGCCAGGCCUCGACAUCGGUGAUCAUGAUAGCAGCAGGCACAGGUCUCGCCCCUUUCAGGGGGUUUAUCCAGAACCGCGCAAUUGCACUGCGGGAAGGAGCUCCCUUGGCGCCGGCGAUCCUGUUCUUUGGCUGCCGUGGACCGGAACUGGAUGACAUGUAUCGUGAUGAGUUGGACGAUUUUGAGAACGAAGGCGUGGUAACAGUCGUUCGCGCUUUCAGUCGGGCAAGAGGGGCACCACACAAAUACGUCGUUGAUCAGCUGCCAAACUUCAAGGACCAACUUUCAGAAAUGUGGAAGAGUGGAGCACGCGUCUAUGUAUGUGGUGCAAAGAAAGUUGCCGAUGCGGUGUUCGAGGUGUUGCGACCAAUGCUGCUUGAGGCGGAGAUGGAACCUGGGCAGCCAGUUGCCGUUGACAUUGACACUUGGAACAAGACUGUCCCGGGUAAUCGAUAUGUAGUCGAGAUUUUCAACUAA
Messenger RNA from Colletotrichum chrysophilum, 3078 nucleotides. RefSeq lists its product as uncharacterized. Bases 1 to 3078 code for a protein of 1025 amino acids. Lineage: Eukaryota; Fungi; Ascomycota; Sordariomycetes; Glomerellales; Glomerellaceae. Gene Ontology annotation, molecular function: FMN binding; aromatase activity; flavin adenine dinucleotide binding. The record is from RefSeq and is a predicted model, not a curated record. Gene Ontology annotation, cellular component: cytosol. The transcript is spliced from 6 exons.